Molecule: messenger RNA, 3000 nt
Organism: Gadus morhua (Atlantic cod)
Lineage: Eukaryota; Metazoa; Chordata; Actinopteri; Gadiformes; Gadidae
Product: B-cell receptor CD22
Exons: 15
Coding region: 5-2395 (796 amino acids)
Source: RefSeq, a predicted model, not a curated record
AACCAUGAUCUGGUGGACUCCCAUAGUGGUGGUGGGACUUAUGCUGCUUAAAAGAGAUUCCUUGUGCCAAGGAUUUAGCUUUAAAUUGAAUAAAACUAAUGUGACUGCCAAAGAGGGCGAGUGUGUUCAGAUCGAAUGUACCGGUUCUGGCUAUAUCAGGGAUACAUCUGCUACCUGGUUCUGGUUUAAAAAUGCAAACUUCAAUAAGACAUUGAGAAAAUUUCAAGGAUACCCAGUGGUGUAUAACAGCAGCACCAACAAGGUCCAUCAGGACUUUGAGGGCCGAGUGACGGCCGAGUUACCCAAAUUCUCCUACGGUAACAAAGAGUGGGUCCUUAAGAUCUGCUGUCUCCGCAUGAGUGACAGCGGUAACUAUUCUUUUAGAUAUGUAGGUGUAGAUCUUUUUCACACAGAGCCUGUGGCGAAGCUUCAAGUUAAUGAAAAUCCAUGCAAAGUCAGUUUUCAGACAAGUAAAAUAUAUUUGAAUGAAUCUGAUGUGGCCGUCUUCACCUGUUCAACUGCAUCGAGUUUGUGUGGCAAGCGACCAAACAUCACAGGGCUCCCGACGCACGCCACUUUGAAUAGAGAUAGCGGUACAAGCACAGUGGCCACGCUCACGGUCGUCUCAACGGACCACCAAACAGUACUGUCGUGUGGCGUACCGGGGCUCAUCAACGAGUGUGUCCGCCAGAACAUCACCCUGACGGUACAGUACACUCCUAGGAAGCCCAUUCUAUCUGGGACAGGGAAAAAUGUGACUCUGGGAGAGUCUCUAACACUGACCUGUUCAGCUGAGGCGUUUCCUGCCCCGACUGUCUACACCUGGUUCCUCCACAAGGACUGGAAGAACGGGAACACCAACUCUCCAGGGUGGCUCAAUGGGACCUCCAACGACCGGCUGGAGAUCAAGCGUGUAACGAGGGCUGACCACGGCUGCUACCAUUGCAGCGCCUCCAACCUCCUUGGAAGAGGGAAUGACAGCAGUAGCUACUGCGUCGAGGUACUCUUUGCUCCCGCCCUGCCGGUUCUGUCUAUGGUAAAGUUGGCCACUGAGGGGGAGGAAAUCACUAUCCACUGCAAUGUGGAGAGCUGGCCCCUCCCCUCCAGCCUGAAUCUGUCAUGGAGCUCCGCCAAAGAUCCCAGCAUGCAUCACCUCCUCCACCGUGUCUCCAACGCAGCCUCACUGACCAAGAGGCUCAAUGUGACGUCUGCCUCGGCCGGUCGCUACACCUGCAGAGCUCAGAACACCCAAGGAUCCAACCAAUCGGAGACGGACUUAACGGUCAACUAUGCUCCUCAGAAUGUGAGUGUUACAGCGAAAAGUUUGGAACUGACUGAGGGGAAUACCCUGGAGCUGUUCUGUGAGGCCAAGUCCUUCCCUGCUGUCAGCAACUACCGCUGGACCAGGACCAGGACCAGCGCCGGCCAGGAGGAGGUCGUAGGAUCCGACCAGAAACUGAACCUAACGUCGGUCACUUCGGCCGACCAUGGGGGGUACCGCUGCAGGGCCCAGAACCUCGUGGGAAGCAGAGUGUCCCGAGAAGUUGGGGUGACAGUGAAAUAUGCUCCCAAAAAUGCAACGAUAACAGUAUUGAGUGGGCAGGUGUACGAUGCUGGCGCUCCAAUUCAACUGAGCUGUCGUAGUACCAGCUAUCCACCUGUCGAUUCGUACAAGUGGUACAAGAAGUUGCACAACUUUUCAAAUGUGGAGCCUGUCCAGAUGGGUCAAAACCUGACCGUCCGUCCAGAACAUCCCGGGAUCUACCACUGUUAUGCCUCCAAUGAAAUAGGCGGGACAGAUUCCAACCCGGUCCGAUUGUUCCUCAACACACGGCAUCUGGUAGAGAUCCUCUGGGCCAUUCCUUUUGUUUGUAUUCUGGUGCUGGCAGUGAUCAUAUACCUGGUCUGCAGGCACAAGAGAAAAAAGUUAGUUUCAGAAGGCUCUCCAGACCCGCUGUCUCGCCCGGUGACCCCAAUUACUGAUGCUCGUGGCAGUAGAGAUGACCUUCUGCCAAACCAAGGACGCUCCCACACAUGCCACGCCUUCUCCCAGGCACCCCAGUCCACUGCUGCUGGUGCAGAGAGACUGUCCGAUAACGACACAGUGUACAGUACAGUCCAGCUGCCUACUGGAAAGCAGCCAAUCAGAGGGGACCAUAGCUACGCAGGCGAUGAAGUAAACUAUGCUUCCUUGCACUUCCCUACUCAGGGCCUUCAAGGGUGUUCCCCACCAGCAGCGAUGGAAAAUGAUGUGUAUUCAAAAAUAGCCAACAAGAACUAUGAGAACCUGGACGUGGAGGACAACCAGAUGGUGGACAUCGAGCUCAACUAUUCCCAGGUCACCUUCAUGGCAAAGAAGAGCAAGACCAGGAAGAUCAAGAAGACUACAAGAUGAGGAAGAAUUGAAAAUGAGGAGGCCUACCACGGUUUGAGGAGAGGAGCAGAAUGUGGUACUAUUUGUUCUGUUCUAUAUGCUAAGCAUCAUUGCAGCUCUUAUUUUAACGUGCAUGCUUAACAGCUCAGGUCAGGGUUUCAGUUAAUCCCUGAACCCUAACACGCAUUUCCUGUUGUUGGGAAUCUAUCUGUAGGGAAUUUAUCUAUUAAGCAAGGGAUGAUCUGCCACUUCACGCAGAAUACCUGGUUAAGGGUUUACUGAAGCUUCACCGGUCAGUUUGGUAGAACUGGGACCCUCUCAACAUCAAGCGUUGAUGUCCCCAAAUACACUGUGUGAUUCCUGAGUGUGAAUUACAGGAUGUGAUGUGGGUGCUGGAUCAUGAGACAACAGGAACUGCUUCACUGUGUCUUGCUUCUGCUUUCUAGCAGGAAAAAAAAACUCCUCACCAUUACACAAACAGUCUUUUACUGGCGCUAGCAUUGCAUACCUUUAUGAGUGAAACAGUGGAAUUGUACCAUUAUGCUGCAAGAAUCGCAAUGUAACUGACUAAUUAUAUAACAUACACAAAUACAGGCUACGGUUAUAAAUAAAGAAGUGAUAUAAAA